Molecule: messenger RNA, 2271 nt
Organism: Spodoptera litura
Lineage: Eukaryota; Metazoa; Arthropoda; Insecta; Lepidoptera; Noctuidae
Gene: Kal1
Product: anosmin-1 Kallmann syndrome 1
Biological process (GO): neuron differentiation
Cellular component (GO): cell surface; extracellular region
Molecular function (GO): peptidase inhibitor activity; protein binding
Source: RefSeq, a predicted model, not a curated record
AUCAUUUAAGACUGAAUGUUGCGUGCAAUUUUUAUUCAACAAAACAUUCAAUUAGAUGCACGUGCAAUUAAGCAGUAACUGUUUACAAUUCACGAAACAAUCGUAGACUUAAUGACGACGAUCGCAUAGCAAGCCGCGUACUCCAGGAAGACUGUGUACAUUUUUUUAAUUAGGAAACCGGCUCGGUAAAAGCAGCCUUCCGUCAUCGGCGUACAGACAGGAAAGCAUCAUCGAUGUGUAUUAAUGAAGCCAAGGCACGGAUCGACCGGGUAUGCGCGCACGCCAGCCAGUGUUACCGCGCAUUUCAAACGAUACACUCGCGAACUGCAAAUGUAUUUUCCAAAAACCUCUGAGGUCGAUGACACAAGUUCGGAAGGACUCGAAAUGUUACGGAUUUAAUCGAUUCUCGUAUAGAUGAUCGAUUUGUUGAGAUAGUAGUAACAAGUGAAGAUAGUAAAACAUCGUGUACUUUCAGAUGUUAAACGUAUAUUAAAGAAGAAUAUAUGUCUAGUGAAAAAUUAAAAACAAUCAAGAUGUACACGAAAGUGCUAGUGAUGUUAAUGGCAGUGUCUCUGAUGCCAAUGGUCCUGUCCAGAUCGAGGAGGUACUCGAAGUCGCAGGGCAAUUCAUUGUACAAGAUCAGAUGUGAUCUCAAGUGUAUCGAUUUAGAGAAAGAGGAUAAACAUAUAUGCAAAGCACAAUGCCGUUUGAACGAGAAUAAACCAGGGACGUGUCCAAUAUCUGACUCGCCGAAGUGGGAGGCUGCUUGUGUGGAAGCAUGCAACGCCGACUCACAAUGCGAUGGUACGCAACGGUGCUGCCGCCAUUCCUGUGGGUCCACUUGCAGCGAGCCUACCGAUCUUCUGACUAUACCAGGUCUCCCAGCCUUACCCACAAUUGAAGAGCCUAAAGAGAAAAAGAGAUCUGUGGUGAUCAGAUGGUCAGAUGGAGUGGGGGAUGCAGCAAGAGCGGUUCCUGGACCUGUCUUCUACGUGCUAGAGGAACAACACCAUCUGGGACCGAAGUACGAAGAGAUGAGACUUGGAGAAUGGAAUUUACUAUUGAGAACGAAUAAAACCAAGGUAUCUUUACGAAAUGCUCUGAAACCGGGUCGUUGGUACCGGUUCCGAGUGGCAGCCGUAAGUUCUUCGGGCACUAGAGGAUUUUCAGCUCCCAGUUCUCCGUUCACACCUCGACGAGGACCACGUCCCCCUCCAUCCCCGAAGAAGCUGAAAGUGCGCCCUGUAAGAGAGAAUAAUGGCACCGUAACUGUGAGAUUGGAAUGGAAGGAGCCACACUCAGAUCUGCCAGUGCUGCGAUACAAAGUCUUCUGGAGUAGACGUGUUAAAGGCUUGGGAGGAGAACUAGACUCAGUGCUGGUCAACCAUCAGACGGUGCCCAAGGACCAAAAUUACAUUGAAAUCAAGGACUUGCAGCCAAACUCGAUGUACUUCUUACAAGUGCAAACGAUCAGUCAAUUUGGUCUUGGUAAACUUCGCAGUGACAAAGCGUCAAUAUUCUACAACACUACUUCAACGGGUCGCUUUGAGUCACCUCCAGAACCGCUUCAAAAACGUGACAGUAAAAAGAUAAGAGGUCUCAGCUUACACAAAAUUGUGUGGUACAAUGGAAAAAUAAAGGCUAGAAUCGCCUGGCAGCCUCUCCUUAGUGUUUACGAGCAGCCCGGAAGGUAUUACGUUCAUUGGAAAGCCAUUAAGUGCCACAAUCCCAAAAAGAUACACAGAGAAGGGUUAACUGCCAUUACUGAGGAUACGACCUUUGAACUAUAUGAGUUGAACUACCGGUGUAUUUAUAAGGUAAAUGUCAAUUCAACGCCACGUCUCAAAACGCCAGAUUCGGAACUUACUGUAACUGUUCCUGCGUGUGAAUAUUUUAAAAGAAGAGUCGGUAAUACCACUGUAGUAAACUGUGACGAACAUAAUUAAUUUGUAUUAAUAUAAUUUAUGAUGAGUAUAACCUUGACUGUCAAUUUUUUACAUAUUUCGUGUUAAAUGUCGGUCACUUACACAUUUUUUAUAUGUCAACUUCUAGAUAAAUAACAGCUUGUCAUGUAAUUUUGUAUUCAAAUGCUAGUUGAAUUAUUAUGUUCAUAAUUAUUAUGACAUUGUAAAGAAUAGUCUUUAGCUAUUAAGUUCUUAGUAAACUAAAAAGUGACAUGAAAAGUUCACAUACUUUGUACGAAAGAAGUUGUUAAUGAAAAAAUAAAUAAGAAUUAUUAAUAUAAAAAUUAUAAAUACUUUAUUUAUUAAA